Molecule: messenger RNA, 2970 nt
Organism: Anopheles merus
Lineage: Eukaryota; Metazoa; Arthropoda; Insecta; Diptera; Culicidae
Product: carbohydrate sulfotransferase 11-like
Exons: 4
Coding region: 629-1621 (330 amino acids)
Biological process (GO): carbohydrate biosynthetic process
Cellular component (GO): membrane
Molecular function (GO): sulfotransferase activity
Source: RefSeq, a predicted model, not a curated record
AGAUUACAGACAAACAAAUGCAACUAAGGCUAUAACUUCAGGAUCGUCAUACUUCGAUGAAGAUUAAUUAAAAUUAUUUGAGUCAAAAAUUAACUACAGCUCUUGCAAAGUUGAAUGAAGCAGCACACACAUUGACCUUCCAAAUCAGAAAUAAAAACUGUAAACAUUUAGGUUAAAAAUGCGAAACUUAAAACUUUUAAAACGUAUCUCAAAAUAAGUCAAUUUUGGUCAGUUUUGCGUACAACCCACGCCAACUGUGCGUAGCUACCAGCACACAUUCCUUCUGUCAUGUAAGUUUCCAUCAUGGUAAUCGGAAGAGUUGUAUGACCGUACCCUUCCUAUCACAUUAAUUCUCAACAGCGUUAUUUCCAGCAGCUUCCAGAGCUAGCUAAUGUCGAGCAGCUGGAACAUGACAUGUUGUUUAUGACAUUAAAAUGUAAACAAACACCUGCGCAACAAUGUGGAAUUUACCUGCGUAGAAAAGGUAUGGAGAUAGGGUGAUAGUACAUUUGUUGGCGUGCUUCAAUAUCGCACACGAAAGAGUAGCAGCGAAUAGCGCACCUGUGUAACUGGCAGAUAGCAACGAUAACUAUACUCUACUUAAUGCAACACUGUAGUGCAAUUCAAAAUGUGCGUCACGUGGAAAACGGUCAUGUUAAUCGCCUUGCUCCUUUCAUGCAACGAAGCACUGUACGAUUGGCCGACCGAGGAGACGAGCAAAUCUAUCCUCAACUCCGGCUACAAGGAAUACGAGUUCGAACUAACGCAGACGAACAAUUUGUACCGUCAAGAUGUACUUCAAAAGUCGUGCCAGUACAACAUUACCGAUGAUAUGAUGGACCGGAUAGAGCAGCUAAAACAAAUUCCCACCGAUCAUCUUCUAAUUGAUCGUGAACACAAAUUUCUCUACUGCUACGUUCCUAAGGUCGCUUGCACCAACUGGAAGCGUGUUAUGAUGAUACUGAUCAACAAAUGGAACGGUACCGAUCCAUUACAAAUUCCCGCUGAUCUGGCACAUUCGGCCGGAAUGUUUGAAACGUUUCAAUCGUUAAGCGACGAUGAAAAAAUUGCUGUGCUUGCCGAUUAUAAUCGCUUCAUUCUGGUUCGUCAUCCGUUCGAGAGACUGCUGUCAGCGUUUCGCAAUAAACUGGAGGGCAACUCAAAAAGUGCCAAAUACUUUCAGGCACGCAUUGGGAGAACUAUCAUAAAAUCGUUCCGGUUGCACGCCACAAACGAAUCGCUAAUAAAUGCGGAUGAUGUGCAGUUCAACGAGUUUGUGCAGUACUUACUUACGCCGGAUCUGAGCAAAAGCGGAAACAUGUCAUUCAAUGAGCACUGGGAACCCAUUUCGCACCUUUGCCAUCCCUGCUUGGUGCACUACAAUGUAAUAGGCAAAUACGAAACACUGACGGAUGAUUCCUCUCUAGCACUGCAUCUGGCCGGUGCGGAAGGCUUAAAUUUUCCCGCGGUUUACAAAUCGUCUAGCACACGGGAACGGUUGAAGCACUACUUUAACGACAUUCCUACAGAAACCUUGAAGCGGUUGUAUUUACUAUACGAAGAGGAUUUUAAAAACUUUGAUUACAGUUUGGAGGAAAUAUUCGGCUAUGAGCUCGUUUAAGGGAUACAAAUAGCAUUUAGACAAUACUUACAGGUAAGUUGGCUCUCAUAAGUUGAUAGUAACAGGUUUUAGGGCAGUUGGUGUACUUAUUAACAGCAAACAAAACAGGGAAGUUACAGUGUUACGGUAUAAGGGUUGCAGGACAAUACAUGUGAUAUUAACAUUAAAUGUGGAAACUUUGUUGACAAUAUUUCUUACAGCAAUAAACAUUCUUAUUGAUAUUUGUGCAAGAAUUUAUAAAAGAAGCUUUUUGCCCGGUUUAUAAAAACUUUAAAAUGUGUUAUUAAACUCAAUGAUUUAGUGAACUUUUUGCUGUUGAAGUUAUAGUAAAAUGCUGUAAAAGUUGAGAAUGAAACGACAGAAAAACAUGCACAUUUGGGAUUCCAGCAUGUGUAAUCUUAACGUAUGUGUUUUUGUAUUUCAAAUGCAUUUUCAUGUUAUUAUGCCACUUUCAAAAAUGCUAAUCAUUAAAAUAUUUCGCAACCGAGAAAAGUUUUUUUUUUAUUUUGUUUGCUUGAUUCUUGUUAAUUAUUUUAAAUCUAAACAGAUAUGAAAUAUGAACAGAAAUCUUCAAAAGUUUAAACCUAAAGCACAAAAUAAAUCAAUUACAUUCGAAGCAUGAGUAUAAGUUCAAAGCAUUGCAAAGUAGCAAAGUAUCUAGGAACAAUCUUUCCUCUUCAAUUUGCGGACAGGGUUUGCGGAUAAGAAAUUCACACAGCUCCACUUAUACUAAAAAAUAGUAUUUUUCCCAAUGUCUUCUAAUUGCCUUUAAAAUUAUUUAUUCGGUAUUGUAGUGAUUCUAUCUAUUCUUUUAUAUAGUUUAUUGUAAUGAAAUAGUUUAUUGUCGUUGGUAUUGAUACUCGUUUGUCUGACCACACGACCAUUUAAAUUAAUUUUGCUCGAAACAUUAGGAGGCUACCCAAGCGCCACAUAGUAAGCUUAAACGACUAGAAAACACAAUAGAAAAUCCAAACGACUAGAAAAAUACGAAUGCUCCAUAGCUUCACAGGUUUGCUCAAUAGUUGGCGUUUUAUUACUGGCUGACCAGAUGAAGUUGAUGAAAAAACGGGACACAUAUUAAAAAAAUACGGGACAUCGAUUAUUUUUAAGAAUUCAGGAGACAUUUCCUUGAUUUUUCUAUAUUUAUUUUUCCAAUUAUUACAAAUCAUUCGCAUAAAUUUCGCAUUACUAUGUCCAAUCUCCAUUUGACAGCUAGGGAGUCCAAAGUUACUUAGCAACUCUUACAAAGUCCUUUAGCCAUAACUCCAUAUCUUUCAAUCUCUAUAGAGGUCUCCUUUCAUCAUAGCUACCAAAAUAAGAGCAAAUAAACCCAUCACGUAAUGUGUUCU